Messenger RNA from Quercus robur (English oak), 860 nucleotides. RefSeq lists its product as uncharacterized. The record is from RefSeq and is a predicted model, not a curated record. The transcript has 4 exons. Lineage: Eukaryota; Viridiplantae; Streptophyta; Magnoliopsida; Fagales; Fagaceae. Gene Ontology annotation, molecular function: zinc ion binding. The coding region runs from base 124 to 579 and encodes 151 amino acids.
UUCCAUAUUCUUUGACUCACAAAAGCCCAAUGAGCGAAGUGUCGUCGUUUUACCUGACGGUUCAGCUUCCACGCGAUUACUGAAAGUUAACACUACGGUUUCUCUCUCUCUCUCUCUCUCUGAAUGGCGAAUCAAGAAACUGGUUCGUCUUCUUCCUCUGCUCCACAGGGCCACCAAGUUCAACUUCAGCAAGAAGAGGAAGAGUUGCUAUCAAUAUACGGAGCGGAAUCGGGUUGGGUUGAAGCUCGAACGAGCUGUGACCAUCUGGCCUCUCUGUCGGCCGACCUCGCUCACAUUCCCACACCCGAUACUCCUUGCUACAGGUGCCAACACCCAAAUGAGAACUGGUUAUGUUUAUGCUGUAAGGACGUGCUCUGUAGCCGUUUUGUGAACAAGCAUAUGCUGCAGCAUUUUCAACAGUCAAAUCAUUGCCUGGCACUCAGCUACAGUGAUCUGUCAGUUUGGUGUUUCUCCUGCGAUGCCUAUUUGGAUGCUCAAGUGAUUAUGCAACUGCGACCUGUUUAUGAGACAGCCUACAUUCUUAAAUUUGGUGAGGCUCCACCAUUUCGCAGAGUCUAAUAAUUAAGCUUGCAAGAUUGUCAAGCUAGGGAUUGAGGGUUCAUGAUCAAGCUGUGGAAGUUUGAGGUUUACCUUUUGGUGCAUAGGAGGGUUGGAGUUUGAACUGACUGGAGAUUCAUUGUACUACUCACUUAAAUCCAACACUAAAUAGGAAACUGUAAAAGAUUAUUGAUAUAUGAUUGUCAUAUGACCGGUGCAUAAGUUGGACUUUCUGAUAUGCAAGCCAUCUUUGUACCUGACCAAAGGUAAACACAUAUAUGAAAGGGCUUUUUUUAAUCUCA